Molecule: messenger RNA, 1200 nt
Organism: Dendrobium catenatum
Lineage: Eukaryota; Viridiplantae; Streptophyta; Magnoliopsida; Asparagales; Orchidaceae
Exons: 9
Coding region: 101-985 (294 amino acids)
Biological process (GO): lipid metabolic process
Cellular component (GO): membrane
Molecular function (GO): oxidoreductase activity, acting on the CH-CH group of donors
Source: RefSeq, a predicted model, not a curated record
UUGCUGCAAUGCCAGAACCAAGAAAUUGUUAUUCCAUUUUUAAGCCUUUAAAUUUUGAAAGCGGCGGCGGGACUGGCAACUCCGGCAUCCUCUGCGAAGAAUGGGGACUGUCCUUGACUCCCAUUUUCUGGCUCUCACGGCUAUCGUUACAAUAGGGUAUCAGUUGUUGUUCUUCUUUGUCACGGCGCUUCUCAGAUUCGAUAAGGUCACAGAUUUUGCAGGUAGCACAAACUUUGUUCUACUUGCAAUACUUACUCUAUUGCUGAAAGGAUCAUGGCAUUUUAGACAGAUUGUCCUGACAUCUCUUGUGGUAGUCUGGGGUCUUCGCUUGGGUAUAUUUCUGCUGAUGAGAAUCCUGCAAUGGGGAGAAGACAAUCGUUUUGAUGAUAUGCGCAAUAACUUGGCAAAGUUAUCAGUUUUCUGGAUCUUACAGGCCGUCUGGGUUUGGACUGUAAGCUUGCCUCUUACAAUUGUGAAUGCUAGUGAUAGAAAUCCGUCUUUAAAACCUCAAGAUAUAAUUGGAUGGAUAAUGUGGUUUGUGGGGUUAACUGUUGAAGCUACUGCUGAUCAGCAGAAGCUAGUGUUCAAGAAUUCUCCUGCAAACAGAGGGAAAUGGUGCAACAUAGGUGUCUGGAAAUAUUCCCGUCAUCCAAAUUACUUCGGUGAAAUUCUCCUAUGGUGGGGAAUAUUUGUCGCCUCAACCCCAGUUCUAGAAGAUGCUGAAUGGCUUGUUGUAUUUGGUCCAGUUUUUCUGACACUUCUGCUUCUAUUUGUUAGUGGUAUUCCACUUCUUGAGACUUCAGCAAAUAAGCGUUUUGGCUCUGUGGAGGAGUACCGUAUCUACAGAUCUAUUACUAGUCCUCUAAUUCCACUGCCACCAGCACUGUAUGGAAGCUUGCCUGUGUGGUUCAAGUUGGCAUUCCUUUUCGAGCUUCCUCUGUACAGUCAUGGAAUUCACCAUGAAGGAAUGCUGAGCAGAAGCUGAAGCUGAAGCUGAAUCUGAUGAGUUUUACUUGGCUUCUGUAGAUUAUAUGUUUCACAGAUAUUUCAUUUUAAGGUCUGGCAUAUCUGAAAAGUUUUUUUGGGUGCUUAUACCUUACAAUAAACUGUAAUAUGAUAAAAGGUGCAAACCAUGCCAUUAAUUGCACUAUCAGAUGUGAUGGUUGAAACAAUGAAUUUAAAAUGUUUUUUGUGUUUUUU